AUGUGCCAAUUCAACCUCACAGCAUCAACUGAAUUCAUUCUGAUGGGAGUCACACGGCAGCCUGAGUGGCAGCUUCCCCUUUUUGGGGUCUUCCUCAUCAUCUACACAAUCACAGUGCUGGGCAACCUGGGCAUGAUCAUUUUGACCAAGCUCGACUCCCGCCUCCACACGCCUAUGUACUUUUUUAUCAAACACCUGGCUUUCAUUGAUCUUGGUAACUCAACUGUCAUUUGUCCGAAGAUGCUAGUAAAUUUUGUUGUGGAUCAAAAUACCAUUUUCUAUUACACAUGUGCUACACAGAUGGCUUUCUUCAUUAUGUUCAUCAUUAGUGAACAAUUUGUCUUGUCAGCCAUGGCGUACGACCGUUAUGUGGCCAUCUGUAACCCGCUACUGUAUAAUGUUAUCAUGUCUCAGGGACUAUGUCACAUGUUGGUGGGGAUUUCAUACCUCUACAGCACGUGCCAGGCUCUGAUGUUCUCUAUUAAGAUUUUUACAUUGACCUUCUGUGGCUGUAGCUAUAUUGCUCAUUUCUACUGUGAUCCUAUUCCCUUGUUACCUAUGCUCUGCUCCAGUGCAGAGGAAAUAGAAUUGUUGGCUAUUCUAGUUUCAGCAUUUAAUUUGAUCUCCUCCCUGCUGGUGGUCCUGGUAUCUUACAUGCUGAUUCUGUUAGCCAUACUUCGAAUGCAUUCUGCAGAAGGGAGAAAAAAGGCUUUUUCCACCUGUGGUUCUCAUCUCACAGCAGUAGCUGUGUUCUAUGGGUCUCUCUUCUUUAUGUAUUUACAGCCCAAAUCCACUCACUCCUAUGAUACAGAUAAAAUGGCCUCUGUGUUUUAUACAUUAGUGAUCCCCAUGCUUAACCCCAUGAUCUACAGUUUAAGAAACAAUGAGGUAAAAAAUGCCUUUUUUAGGGUCCUUAGCUAUUGA
Molecule: messenger RNA, 924 nt
Organism: Tupaia belangeri chinensis (Chinese tree shrew)
Lineage: Eukaryota; Metazoa; Chordata; Mammalia; Scandentia; Tupaiidae
Product: olfactory receptor 8K5-like
Exons: 1
Coding region: 1-924 (307 amino acids)
Biological process (GO): G protein-coupled receptor signaling pathway
Cellular component (GO): membrane
Molecular function (GO): G protein-coupled receptor activity; olfactory receptor activity
Source: RefSeq, a predicted model, not a curated record